This is a messenger RNA of Parastagonospora nodorum SN15, 558 nucleotides long. RefSeq lists its product as hypothetical. The transcript is spliced from 2 exons. The record is from RefSeq and is a predicted model, not a curated record. The coding region runs from base 1 to 558 and encodes 185 amino acids. NCBI's taxonomy places the organism in Eukaryota, Fungi, Ascomycota, Dothideomycetes, Pleosporales, Phaeosphaeriaceae.
AUGCCCGGCCCCCUCCUCAACUUUACAAUCUUCACAAAGUCCACCCCACAUGCCCUGCGCGCCAUAUCGCUCGCAACCUUUGUUCCGGCCUUUAUCAUCUUGCUGAUUGCGGGUAUUGGCCUCGAGGCCGCCAAUCCUGCGAUCGGCAUCAUCCCUCUAUUCUUCAGCUCCGCAUUCAGCGCACUGCUCCUUGCCAACGAGAAGAAGUGCGGAUGUCAAGCCAGUGGUCUAACAGGCACACCGGUGCAUCUUGUAUUUGACCUAGCUCUCGGUCUGAGUCUGCUUAUGUUCACAAUCUUGGGAUGGUUGAGCAUGGGCAGUGGUAUCGUGCACUUUUACUUCGUCGGUCUCCAAGUGCAGGAGUCUCUGAACCCAGGCCAGAGCUAUCCGAUGUCAUGCCCACAAUGCCAGAACUCGUCGUUCUCGGUUGGAAAUAUCAAGCUUGCGAAUGUUACAGCUGGUUUGAAGGACGGAUAUGCGCCACUUCUUGAUCGUGAAGGCGAGCCGAGGACAAGUGUGGAGGACAGGGCGCCGACUGAGGAUGGCGAGAUAGUGUGA